AUUUCAUUAAUAUUAUUUUAAAAGAAGGGGCUGGUUUCAAAGAUUCCUAUGUUUCAACCCUCAAAGAGGGAUGGGGUUGUUGUUGCUGGAUUUGAUGGUAGUGGUGAUGGGCAAGUCCUAGAUCUGGAUACUGCUGUUAAAGAUGGGGUUUUGGGUGGUUUUGGUGGUGGAAUCAUUGGUGCUGAUGUUGGUGAGAAAUUGGAUCUGAAGAAAAUGACUGAAGAGCUUGAUUUACCUGAGAUUCCUUCUGUGUUUAUUUGUCCAAUCUCUCUUGAGCCAAUGCAAGACCCUAUUACUCUUUGCACUGGCCAAACUUAUGAGAGGUCCAACAUUCUCAAAUGGUUCAAUUUGGGGCACUAUACUUGCCCCACUACAAUGCAGGAACUUUGGGAUGAUUCUAUUACUCCAAAUAGAACCCUUUACCAUUUGAUUUACACUUGGUUUUCGCAGAAGUAUUCGCUCAUGAAGAAGAAAUCCGAAGAUGUACAAGGGAGGGUAAGUGAGCUUAUUCAGACAUUGAAGAAGGCCAAGGGUCAAGCCAGGAUUCAAGCCUUGAAGGAGCUGAGGCAAGUUGUGGCAGUGCAUGCUACUGCAAUGAAGACAGUGGUUGAUGAAGGUGGAGUUUCUCUAAUUUCAUCCUUGUUAGGUCCAUUUACGUCCCAUGCCGUUGGUUCUGAAGCAAUUGCCAUCCUUGUCAAUUUGGAGCUUGAUUCAGAGUCCAAAACCUAUUUGAUGCAGCCAACAAGGAUUUCAUUGAUGGUAGAUAUGCUUAAUGAAGGGUCAGUGGAGACAAAGAUCAAUUGUACGCGAUUGAUAGAGAAACUAAUGGAGGAGAAAGAAUUUCGCUCUGAGAGCAUCUCCAGCCAUCGGUUAUUGGUCGGUCUAAUGCGAUUAGUGAAGGAUAAGAGGCACUCCAAUGGAAUCUUGUCUGGACUUAGCUUGCUUAGAUCUAUAUGUUUACAUAAACAAGUCAUGAGUUUGACAGUGAGUAUUGGAGCCGUUCCUCAAUUGGUUGAAUUGUUGCCCGCUUUAGAGCCUGAUUGCUUGGAAUUAGCCCUUUUCAUAUUGGACACGUUAUCAUCUCUUCCGGAAGGCAAAGCAGCAUUGAAGGAUUGUAGAAACACAAUUCCGAAUAUGGUGAAGCUUUUGAUGAGAGUUUCAGAAAACUGUACUGAAUAUGCAUUGUCAAUUCUGUGGUCUGUAUGCAAACUUGCCCCCGAGGAAUGCUCCUCAGUUGCGGUAGAAGCCGGUUUAGCAGCGAAGUUGCUUCUCGUGAUUCAGAGCGGUUGCAAUCCCGUCUUGAAGCAAAAGUCUUCGGAGCUCUUGAAGUUAUGUAGCCUAAAUUAUACAGACACCAUCUUUAUCUCAAAGUGCAAGCUCACAAGGACAAUCCAAUGACAAGUUAAAGGGUCUGCCAUAUUUAAGGUAUGAAUUAGCUCUCCUGAACAUAUUUAAGCACUUCAAUUCCAGCAAUUUGAUUCAACUUUACAUAAAAGAACACUCAUGUGGAUAAGGAAAAAAACACACAUUUCAUGCUGCAAUGGAAUCAUAUCAAGUUCUCUUUUCCAAUGCCUUGAAAUAAAACCCCAAAAGGAUAAAUGACGUGAA
Messenger RNA from Hibiscus syriacus, 1608 nucleotides. RefSeq names its product U-box domain-containing protein 30-like. Gene Ontology annotation, molecular function: ubiquitin protein ligase activity. The record is from RefSeq and is a predicted model, not a curated record. The transcript has 3 exons. Lineage: Eukaryota; Viridiplantae; Streptophyta; Magnoliopsida; Malvales; Malvaceae. Bases 49 to 1398 code for a protein of 449 amino acids. Gene Ontology annotation, biological process: protein ubiquitination.